AAGACUGACAAACCACAACAGAAGAGAGAUGGCUGAAAGAAGAACCAGUGGAAGCAAAUUCUUUAUGACAGUGGUGCUUAUGGUGACGAUGUGCAGUGCCAUCCCCAUCAGUGACCUGCUAGACCGGGCCUCCCAGCGCUCUGAUAAAAUGCACUCAAUCAGCACUCUACUCAACCAGGAGCUGGACUCUCAUCUCCUUCCAAUAGGCCGGGUCACCAUGCCUCGCCCAGCUUCAUGCCACACAUCCUCACUACAGACUCCUAAUGACAAAAACCAAGCUCUACAAGAAUCUGAGUCAGAUCUAAUGUCUUUGGCUCGCUCCCUGCUCCAAGCCUGGGUGGACCCCCUUGUUGUCCUGUCCCACACUGCUAGCACUCUACCUCACCCAGCCCAAAGUACCAUAAACAACAAGAUCCAGGAGCUGCAGGAGCACUUCAAAAGCCUGGGAGAUGGCUUGGAUAUUCUAUCCAACAGGAUGGGCCCAACUGCUCAGACCAUCUCCUUCUUGCCAUAUAGGGGAGGCACUGAUCUAGGCCAGGACAAGAUAUCCAAACUAGUCAACUUCAACUUCCUGCUGUCCUGCCUCCGCCGGGACUCCCAUAAGAUCGACAGCUUUCUGAAAGUCCUACGCUGUCGGGCAGCAAGGACGCACCCUGACCUGUGCUGAGGCAUUAAGCAUGGGAAAAUUUGCUUGCACUGCAUAGUAGUAACUUUCUUAGAUAUUGUCAUAUUUGCUGAUCAGCAGAGAAUGGAGAUGGGGAAUAGUUACAUAACAUACAAAGAAGAAUAAUAUUUUUUACCUUUUGGGCAUCGCAUCACAGCCACAAAUAUCAAUCUGUCAAAAUAGAUGCUGAGAUUUUAAUAUAAUAAAUAAGAAAUGUAUGGAGGAAGUUUGUUGAGAUGAAUGUUUUAGUAGUAAGCCCAAGUUAGUUCUUUCUCAGAUGGUUCCAGCUGGUCUGGUCUCAGGGACUGACAAAACUCUAGUCAAUUGUGGUAAAUUUGUGAGUAAUGUCUAUUGUGACUCCUCCCUAUCUUCUCCCUCCCCUGAACAGCAUUGUGUCAAUGUCAAGCUGCUAAAUAAGCUUUGCAGAAGUAGUACAGGGUGACUUCUUCAUCCCAGCUAACACAAGUUAUUUGUUGACACACUGCACUUUAGAUUUAAUCUUACUAUGAGUGCAAUGUCAAUUGAUUUAACCAUUUCUUUCAAAUCUGUUUAUCAAUAAAAUACUUUCUU
Molecule: messenger RNA, 1234 nt
Organism: Menidia menidia (Atlantic silverside)
Lineage: Eukaryota; Metazoa; Chordata; Actinopteri; Atheriniformes; Atherinopsidae
Source: the annotation of a GenBank genome assembly